Molecule: messenger RNA, 1573 nt
Organism: Sesamum indicum (sesame)
Lineage: Eukaryota; Viridiplantae; Streptophyta; Magnoliopsida; Lamiales; Pedaliaceae
Product: putative serine/threonine-protein kinase PBL3
Biological process (GO): protein phosphorylation
Molecular function (GO): protein kinase activity; ATP binding
Source: RefSeq, a predicted model, not a curated record
CCCCCAGGGGGUGGGGUGGUGGGGAAACUUCUUCUUCUCCCCUCUUCAAACAAUGGGUUUAAAAGUAAUCUUGUAAUUGCAGUCUUCUUCAUCUGCAUCCAAUUUUAAUUCUCCCUCAUACUCGUAAGGUGAAAGUUCUUGAAAUCUUUAUGCAAUGGGGGUUUGUCUGGGAAAGCCUGCUAAACUAGCACAUGCUUCUUCUGGACAGUUCUUGGAUAAUAAGCGUCCAACUGGCAGUUCCGAGCAGAAUCAAGCCACUUCAUUGAGCCAGCCAAACCAUUCCGGCUCAUUAUGCACUGCCCUUUUAGCAUCUAAAGGUCUUUCCAGCAAUCUCAAAUCCUUUACCUUCGGUGAUCUCAAGAACGCCACCAGGAACUUCCGGUCGGAUAGUCUUCUUGGAGAGGGGGGUUUCGGCUACGUCUUCAAAGGAUGGAUAGAUGAGCACACGUUUGCCCCAAGCAGACCGGGAAGUGGAAUGGUGGUGGCCGUCAAAAAAUUAAAACCGGAAAGCUUUCAAGGGCACAGGGAAUGGCUUACGGAAGUUAACUACUUAGGCUUGCUGCACCAUGAAAAUCUUGUCAAGCUAAUUGGCUAUUGUUCAGAAUCCGACCAUAAGCUUUUAGUCUAUGAAUACAUGCCGAAAGGAAGCUUGGAGAAUCAUCUCUUUAGAAAAGGAGCUCAACUCAUGUCUUGGGCAACACGGAUGCGUAUUGCAGUUGACGUUGCACGAGGGUUAUCCUUCUUACACAGUCUAGAUGCCAACGUGAUCUACCGGGACUUAAAGGCAUCAAAUGUACUUCUUGAUGCGGAAUUCAAUGCAAAGCUUUCAGACUUUGGCCUUGCAAGGGAGGGUCCUAAAGGAGACAAAACUCAUGUUUCUACCCGGGUUGUGGGCACUCGAGGUUACGCUGCACCAGAAUAUGUAGCUACAGGUCACUUGACUCCAAAGAGCGAUGUAUACAGCUUCGGAGUUGUUCUAUUAGAGCUGCUAUCAGGAAAACGAGCAACGGGUGACGAUAAUGCCGGAGGGGCUGAGGAAAGCUUGGUGGAUUGGGCAAAGCCAUUCUUAAGUGACAAUAGGAAAGUGUUGAGAAUCAUGGACUCAAGGUUGGGCGGUCAGUACUCUAAAAAGGGCGCGCAAGCUGCUGCAGCCCUUGCACUGCGAUGCCUCCACACUGACCCCAAGUACCGGCCACCCAUGACGGAGGUUUUAGCUGCACUCGAACAACUUCAGGCGUCAAGGGAAGUUCCCAAGAUUUUAGCUCCAGCCGACAGGGAAAUCAGUAUGAAUGAGUUCAGCCCUCAUACGACCGUGAGAGAUGUCAGGCAAUCAAGGUAGCUUACUCGCAAAGGUUUUUGGUGCUGGCUGCUAUAUACACAUACAUCAUACAUUCAUACAUAUAGAUAAAACUAGAAAGAGUCAAUUUUUGGCUUGUAUACCUUGCAAUAUGUGAUUUCUUUGUAUGGGGAGAAGCAACCUUAUGAAUGUAUAGAGUUCCUACAUAUACACAUUUUAGCAGGUCUUACUGUAAUUAGUUUGUCAGCAAAUACAUGAAUUCAUAUUCUUCCACAA